Neomonachus schauinslandi (Hawaiian monk seal) is the source of this 4106-nucleotide messenger RNA. RefSeq names its product ATPase H+ transporting V0 subunit a1 (gene ATP6V0A1). The coding region runs from base 118 to 2616 and encodes 832 amino acids. Gene Ontology annotation, cellular component: plasma membrane; vacuolar proton-transporting V-type ATPase, V0 domain; vacuolar proton-transporting V-type ATPase complex. Gene Ontology annotation, biological process: proton transmembrane transport; vacuolar acidification. Gene Ontology annotation, molecular function: ATPase binding; proton-transporting ATPase activity, rotational mechanism. The transcript has 21 exons. NCBI's taxonomy places the organism in Eukaryota, Metazoa, Chordata, Mammalia, Carnivora, Phocidae. The record is from RefSeq and is a predicted model, not a curated record.
CCCGAGCCGCUGAGGCUGCGGGCUUGGUCUGGCGCUGCUGCUUUGGUUGCGGCCCGGCCGGGGGCUGAAGGUUGGAGAGAAAUCCAGGUACUCUGUUGAGUGGUACUUUCUGCCACCAUGGGGGAGCUUUUCCGGAGUGAGGAGAUGACGCUGGCCCAGCUUUUUCUACAGUCAGAAGCUGCUUAUUGUUGCGUCAGUGAAUUAGGAGAAUUGGGAAAGGUUCAGUUUCGUGAUUUAAAUCCGGAUGUGAAUGUUUUCCAGCGGAAAUUUGUGAAUGAAGUUAGAAGAUGUGAAGAAAUGGAUCGAAAGCUUCGAUUUGUGGAGAAAGAGAUAAGAAAAGCUAAUAUCCCUAUUAUGGACACUGGUGAAAACCCAGAGGUGCCCUUCCCCCGGGACAUGAUUGACUUAGAGGCCAAUUUUGAGAAGAUUGAAAAUGAACUGAAGGAAAUCAACACAAACCAGGAAGCUCUGAAGAGAAAUUUCCUGGAACUGACUGAACUAAAAUUUAUACUUCGCAAAACUCAGCAGUUUUUCGAUGAGAUGGCGGAUCCAGACUUGUUGGAAGAGUCCUCGUCCCUCUUGGAGCCAAGUGAGAUGGGAAGAGGCACACCUUUAAGACUUGGCUUCGUGGCUGGUGUGAUUAACCGGGAGCGCAUCCCUACUUUUGAGCGCAUGCUUUGGCGGGUCUGCCGGGGAAAUGUGUUCCUGCGACAGGCUGAAAUCGAGAACCCCCUGGAGGAUCCUGUGACUGGUGACUACGUGCACAAGUCCGUAUUCAUCAUUUUCUUCCAAGGCGAUCAGCUGAAAAACAGAGUCAAGAAGAUCUGCGAAGGGUUCCGGGCCUCACUCUAUCCCUGUCCUGAGACACCACAGGAGAGGAAGGAAAUGGCUUCUGGAGUUAAUACCAGGAUUGAUGAUCUCCAAAUGGUUCUCAAUCAAACAGAGGAUCACCGCCAGAGGGUCCUGCAGGCAGCUGCUAAGAACAUCCGUGUCUGGUUCAUCAAGGUGAGGAAGAUGAAGGCCAUCUACCACACCCUGAACCUGUGCAACAUCGAUGUGACCCAGAAGUGCCUGAUUGCAGAGGUCUGGUGCCCCGUCACCGACCUUGACUCCAUCCAGUUUGCGCUCAGGAGGGGCACGGAACACAGUGGUUCCACUGUGCCCUCUAUUCUGAACAGGAUGCAAACAAAUCAGACGCCCCCAACCUAUAACAAAACGAACAAGUUCACAUAUGGCUUUCAGAACAUAGUAGAUGCUUACGGAAUUGGAACUUACCGAGAGAUAAAUCCAGCUCCCUAUACCAUCAUCACUUUCCCUUUCCUGUUUGCUGUGAUGUUUGGGGACUUCGGCCAUGGUAUUUUGAUGACCCUAUUUGCUGUAUGGAUGGUAUUGAGGGAGAGCCGGAUCCUCUCUCAGAAGAAUGAGAAUGAGAUGUUUAGCACGGUGUUCAGCGGCCGGUACAUUAUUCUGUUGAUGGGUGUGUUUUCCAUCUACACUGGCCUCAUCUACAAUGAUUGCUUUUCCAAGUCUCUUAAUAUCUUCGGGUCAUCCUGGAGUGUACGGCCGAUGUUCACUUUAUAUAAUUGGACGGAGGAGACGCUUCGGGGGAACCCUGUUCUGCAGUUGAACCCGUCUGUCCCUGGAGUUUUUGGUGGACCAUACCCUUUUGGCAUCGAUCCAAUCUGGAACAUUGCUACCAAUAAACUGACCUUUCUCAACUCCUUUAAAAUGAAGACAUCUGUUAUCCUAGGCAUCAUCCACAUGAUGUUUGGAGUCACUUUGAGCCUCUUCAACCAUACCUAUUUCAAGAAGCCCCUGAAUAUCUACUUUGGAUUUAUUCCUGAAAUAAUCUUCAUGACCUCUUUGUUUGGCUACUUGGUUAUCCUUAUAUUUUACAAGUGGACAGCCUAUAAUGCUAAUACAUCUGAGAAAGCGCCAAGCCUCCUGAUCCAUUUCAUAAACAUGUUUCUCUUUUCCUACGGGGACUCUAGUAAUUCGAUGCUGUAUUCCGGACAGAAAGGAAUUCAGUGUUUCCUGGUAGUGGUUGCGCUACUGUGUGUACCUUGGAUGCUACUAUUUAAACCACUGGUCCUUCGCCAUCAAUAUUUGAGGAGGAAGCAUUUGGGAACUCUCAACUUUGGUGGGAUCAGGGUGGGCAACGGACCGACAGAGGAGGAUGCUGAGAUUAUUCAGCAUGACCAGCUCUCCACCCAUUCAGAGGACGCGGAAGAGUUUGACUUUGGGGACACCAUGGUCCACCAGGCCAUCCACACCAUCGAGUACUGCCUGGGCUGCAUCUCUAACACCGCCUCCUACCUGCGGCUCUGGGCCCUCAGCCUCGCUCAUGCACAGCUGUCCGAGGUGCUUUGGACCAUGGUGAUCCACAUCGGCCUCAGCGUGAAGAGCUUGGCAGGAGGUUUGGCGCUGUUCUUCAUUUUCGCCGCCUUUGCCACCCUGACCGUGGCCAUCCUCCUGAUCAUGGAGGGCCUCUCGGCCUUCCUCCAUGCGCUGCGGUUACACUGGGUGGAGUUCCAGAAUAAAUUCUACAGCGGAACCGGUUUCAAGUUCCUACCCUUCUCCUUCGAGCACAUUCGGGAAGGGAAGUUUGACGAGUGAGCCCGUCGUGGGGCUGUGUGCCGGCAGGCUGCCCUCCCCACUCCCUGCACAGUGGUUACCUGUGCUCCUCUUGCCUGUUGGUUGUGUUCCCUGGAUAUCGGGGCGUUUGUGUCAUCCCCGCCACCCCUCCCCCAGCUGCCUGUGAGUCAUUUAGAUAGAUCCGUCCCUCCCUGAGUCCCCUGCCACAGCCACCUUCAUGUGUAGUGUAGAGAGAAGCCGGGCUCUGGCUGUCACUUACACCCACUAGGCACCGGCCUUGCCCCCUCAGCCUCCGUCCAGCCAGAGACAGCCCCUUCUCUGUCCCCCGGUGAUGAAAAAGUUUGUGCAUUUUACAUUUGAGCCCAAAGCCCACGGAAGGAGUGCUGUCACCAUCCACACCCAGACUUUGAGCCCCCCUUUUCCUGCCACUCUAGUUACUGGUUGGGGGCAGGGGUGCUCUUUAACACGCCCCAUUCUUGGGUUAGCAGGGGUAGUUCCAGGAAGGUGGCAUGUCUGUCCUCUGCCCAUCCCCUCUGGUCUUCAGAACAGUUGUUAAUCAGGAAUUCAGCUGGACCCAGCUGUGCUGUCGUGCGCCGCUUCUCCCUGUCACUCCCAAGGGUCCCAGGGUGCCCAGCACCACCUCCCUAGCCACACCCUCUCCUCCUCCCUCCCAGAAUCCCCUCCUUCCCCCUGCCCCUGUGUGUACCCAGCAUAACAGCACAGCCGGGAGUGACCCGAGCAGAGAGGUCCUGGGCUGCCUCCUCUGGUUGGAGGCUUCUCAGGCCAAGCUGUGGGCCCCGCCACAAGCACGCUCUCUGGGCAGAGGGUUCAAACCGUUGCUCUUGCCUGGUGCAGACCCCAAGACCUUCCCCUACCCCCAAUCAUGAGUCUUGAGGGCAGGACCAUAGUCAUCCAGGGUGGUUCUGCCUGCAGACCUGCCUUCUCUGCCCUCCCGUGCCCCUCCCCACUUCCACUGGGGACCCCAGUCAAGGGAGUGGGGUCCUGGGCAGCGAAGGCUGGUGCCAUUUACAUUUUGCGGAUUGGAGGCAAUGGCCAGGGCUGCAGUGUGCUGGUUGUGAGAGCUGCACCCCCACCCCCACCCCCACGGGCCACCUCUCCUGUCACCCCCAGGGCUAUGGCUUUUAGGGCCUUUGAAUCAUGUGUUGACACAGCAGCCCUGGCUGCUUCACUAAAUUGAACCCUGGGGCCCCCAGUGGUGGAGAUAAUCCCCUGAAUGGGCCAGGCCCCCGCCCUCCUCCCACCCUGGCUUUUCUGAGUGAGUUACUUAGAGCUGCUCAGGACUCUCCUGGGCAUGGGCCACCCACCCCAGCUUCCCCGUGUGCUGGCCAGUGUGACCCUGUGCUGAGCCCCCUCCCCUCUGGGCCCGGUGGUUUACAUGAUGACUUUGCUCUGGGUACAGCAGGGUUUGAAGCAGAGCUCUUUGUCAGGAACCCUGCCCAAGGCCCUUGUGUUCACACAUUCCUGUGCUGAAUAAAGUGUGCUUGACCCUA